GGUCCGCCGUUGCCGCCGCUGCUGCUGCUGCUUGGGCUGCUGCCGAGCCCCGCGGCGCCACAGGAGCUGAACCCGCGCGGCCGCAACGUGUGCAGGGCGCCUGGCUCCCUGAUGCCGGCGUGCUGUGCUGGCUGGAGUCAGCAGGGGGACGAGUGCGGGAUAGCGCUAUGCGAGGGCAACUCGACCUGCUCAGAAAACGAGGUGUGCGUCCGACCCGGCGAGUGCCGCUGCCGCCACGGUUACUUCGGGGCUAAUUGCGAUACCAAGUGCCCACGCCAGUUCUGGGGCCCCGACUGCAAGGAGCUCUGCAGCUGCCACCCGCACGGGCAGUGCGAGGAUGUGACGGGCCAAUGCACGUGUCAUUCGCGCCGCUGGGGCGCGCGCUGCGAGCACGCGUGCCAGUGUCAGCAUGGUGCAUGUCACCCGCGGAGCGGCGCUUGCCGUUGUGAGCCCGGCUGGUGGGGGCCGCAGUGCGCCAGUGCCUGCUAUUGCAGCGCCACGUCGCGCUGCGACCCGCAGACAGGCGCGUGUCUCUGCCACACUGGCUGGUGGGGUCGUAGCUGCAACAACCAGUGCUCCUGCAAUGCAUCGCCCUGUGAGCAGCAAAGUGGCCGCUGCCAGUGCCGGGAACGCACGUUCGGCGCGCGCUGCGAGCGCAUCUGUCAGUGCUUUCGAGGCCGCUGCCACCCGGUGGACGGCACAUGCGCCUGUGAGCCGGGAUAUCGCGGCAAGUACUGCCGCGAGCCGUGCCCAGCAGGCUUCUAUGGCUUGGGCUGCCGCCGCCGGUGCGGCCAAUGCAAAGGCCAACAGCCAUGCACGGUGGCCGAGGGCCGCUGCUUGACGUGCGAGCCUGGUUGGAAUGGCACCAAGUGUGACCAACUAUGCGCCACCGGUUUCUAUGGCGAGGGCUGUGGUCAUCGCUGCCCACCUUGCCGCGACGGACAUGCCUGCAACCACGUCACCGGCAAGUGCACGCGCUGCAAUGCGGGCUGGAUCGGUGACCGGUGUGAGACCAAGUGCAGCAAUGGCACCUAUGGCGAGGACUGCGCCUUCGUGUGCGCCGACUGUGGCAAUGGCCGCUGCGAUUUCCAGUCCGGGCGCUGCCUCUGUAGCCCUGGUGUCCACGGCCCCCAUUGCAACUUGACGUGUCCGCCUGGGCUCCACGGUGUGGACUGCGCUCAGGCCUGCAGCUGCCACGAAGACUCCUGCGACCCAGUUACUGGUGCCUGCCGCCUAGAGACCAAUCAGCGCAAAGGCGUAAUGGGAGCGGGCGCACUGCUAGCCCUGCUCCUAGGCCUGCUGCUCUCGCUACUUGGCUGCUGUUGCGCGUGCCGUGGCAAGGACCCAGCGCGCCGGGAGCUCUCGCUGGCGAGGAAGAAGGCUCCACAAAGGCUGUGUGGGCGCUUCAGCCGUAUCAGCAUGAAGCUGCCCCGGAUCCCGCUUCGGAGGCAGAAACUGCCCAAGGUCGUAGUGGCCCACCACGACCUGGAAAACACCCUCAACUGCAGCUUUCUGGAGCCACCUUCAGCGCUGGAGCAGCCCUCCCCUUCAUGGUCUUCCAGGGCCUCCUUCUCAUCUUUUGACACCACUGAUGAAGGCCCUGUGUACUGUGUACCCCACGAAGAAGCAGCAGCCGAAAACCGGGACUUGGAGCCCCCUUCCAGCCCAGCAGAGGUGCCAGGGUCAUCCCCGUUGCCCCUGACCUCACCGGUGGCUGUGGAGGAUGUAGCGCCCCUUCCGGCGUCUUCGGACAGCGAGCGGUCAGCCUCGAGCAUGGAGGGGCCUGGCGGGGUGCUGUAUGCGCGCGUAGCCCGGCGGGAGGCGCUAUGGGCCCGGGCUUGGGGGGAGGCCGGGGGCCUGUCGCCAUCGCCGGAGCGCAGGAAGCCGCCACCGCCCGACCCCUCCACUAAGCCCAAGGUGUCCUGGAUACACGGCAAGCAGGUCGCUGCCCAAGCCACCCGCGCGCCCUCGCCGUCGCCCCCGGCUCCCGAGGCUGCGCCCAGUCCCAGCAAGAGGAAGCGGACUCCCAGCGACCCAGCACCGCGGCCCCCAGGGCUAGCCGAAGAGGCGCCUGUCCCUGCCGCGCCCUCGCAACAGAGGGCCCGAGCUCGGAGGCGCGGCCCCGGCCCCUCAGAACCGGUGGACGCCGGCGGGCCCCCGCGCAACGCGCCCGAAGCCGCGUCUCUCCUAGCGGCCGAGCUGCGCGGCAAGACUCGCAGCCUAGGCCACGUCGAGGGAUCCCCCGGCGCACCAGGGCCUCGAGAGAAGCCGGCCCCGCCGCAGAAGGCCAAACGUUCAGGGCUGCCUGUCUCGCCGUCCCGCGCGCCCCCUGCGCCCGAGACGUUGGAACCGGAGAAGACGGCGGUCGUCGCCCCAUUUCCCGAGACCCCCCGCAAGAAGACACCCAUCCAGAAACCGCCGCGCAAGAAGAGCCGGGAAGCGGCGGGCGCUCCUACCCUGUAG
Chrysochloris asiatica (Cape golden mole) is the source of this 2463-nucleotide messenger RNA. It is a transcript of the gene SCARF2, whose product is annotated as scavenger receptor class F, member 2. The record is from RefSeq and is a predicted model, not a curated record. Gene Ontology annotation, molecular function: scavenger receptor activity. The annotation marks the transcript as partial. Lineage: Eukaryota; Metazoa; Chordata; Mammalia; Afrosoricida; Chrysochloridae. The transcript has 11 exons.